AUGGCCUACGCUAUGGAUCCUUCUCACAUCAUGUCUCCGGCGGCGCAUUCGCGGAAUUCUUCAGCGGCCUCUGCGCCUGUGUCGCCCAUCACCUCGACCGCGUCUGCGCGGAGUCACAGCCACAGUCGAUUCCCGAGCACAGCAUCAUCACUCACCACGGUUCCGGAUUCACCAACCCUGACUGCAUCGAAAAUGACCUUGCAUGACCUCGUUGAGGAACCUCUAGAACAAGAGGAAUCCGUCUCAUCGAAACAUGCGCCCAGUGCUAUGGAGGAACCCUUAUGCAUUUGCGACGAGUCCUUUUGUGAACACCAGCGUCCAUCUCGUGGGCUCAGCAUGACACAGAAUUUCCCCGAAUGGUUUCCCGACGACGAUUACUUUGCCGACUCUCGACGGUCACGAGAAUCCUCAGUCCAUCGUCGUCCGUCCGUAGAGGCAUCGCUCAACAACCUGACGGCGCGUUGGUCGCGUCAUGUCCCAUCAAUGCCAAAAAGGCGAUGGCCUGGUCGCAAAUCAUCCACAUCACUUUCAGAGACGACGAUCCGCAGUGCACCCUUAUCACGUGCAUCGUCAAUGAAGCAAUCCCCGACGCGACGUUCGACCAUGACCCACACAUCAACAGAGGCCCUCGGGAAUGCUGUGUCCGCUUGGACUUCCGCAGAGGUCAAUGAACGGCUACGGCGUGGCUCGACAAGGACCGUGCAGCCUCCGAUGGAGAUUGAGAUGCCCACGGGCGAGUUCGACCCUUCUCAACGACCCGAGCCAGUCUCGACGCCGCUUCUACCUCCUAUGAUCGCCCCUCGCUCGACAACUGCUUCGACUGAGAACCUCGGACUUUCACUACACCCUCCGGCCAUGUCGCGAAUGGAAAGCGAUCCGCUACCUUCAUUCUCCCGCCGCGUCGCAUCCGAGAGACCUACUCCUUCCCUCUCGAGUAAAGUCUCUCAUGCGUCUAUUCGCAACCAGCGCGACUCGGGAAAUUUCCGACAGCCUUCCUUUGCUGAUGGCGUUCCUCAAUGCCCACCGACCCGUUCCAGCGCGGCCGAUUCAUCGUAUCAAAUUCCUCUCACCGACGAUGAUGAUGACAGCAUCUGGUCCGCACGCCUCGGCCACGCCAACUUCCACAUCCUACCUGCGCCCUAUUAUCCCGCCAUCAUUAACCGCCAGACUUGUCAACGACUCCUCGAUGACUGGGAGUCCGCUCGUGGGCAGUACAUGCGUCUUGCUGCAGAUCUCGCUUGCCAUCAUGGCCCCACAUCCGCCGUCUUCGCCAUGGCCAACGAGAAAUGGGCCGGGAUCGACGCGCAAUGGCGCGAAGCCCACCGCGAAGCCUUCCAAGCCGUCGCAUCCGCCGCCCUGGACGAAGCCGCCCAUCACGGCCACGACGACACCCUCCCCGCCGCAGCAUCGUCCACGCACCAAAUCCACCCCGACGAUCCGCUCACCCUCGCCCCGAAACCCUUCGUCUUCCAAUCCCUCGCCGAAACCCCUUCCUGCUCCCUCCCCGCCCCGGAAGACGCCUACGCCGAGUUCAUUCUGCCCAGCGACGAGGACCAAACCAACGGCCUCCGCAACCGCAGUCGCACCACCGCCACCGCCAAAUUCCCCGCCGUCGCCGCCAGCGAAAUGGUCGGGCCCAUGGUCCAAUACGCCGCCAAAAUCCCCAACAACAGCGCCGCCGCCGCCGGAGGUGGGAUCCGGAGACUCCCCGGCGGCACCAGCCUCGACGAGGAGCGUGACUCCUCGUCCUCAUAUCUCUUCAACGAGAAACGUGGCCGCGAGAAACGCUCCCGCGGCUGCAUCCCCCUCCCGGCCUUUUCGGGCGCGAGGGAGGUCCUUGCGGGCGCGUUCCGCUGGAAGACGGCGUCGGCGGCGUCAUCAUCGAAUCCUCCUCCUCCUUCCCUGACGUCGUCGCCGUCUCCGAGGAAGACACAGUUCAGCGAGAAGAUGCCUUGGUAG
Messenger RNA from Dissoconium aciculare CBS 342.82, 1959 nucleotides. RefSeq lists its product as uncharacterized. The transcript is spliced from 2 exons. Bases 1 to 1959 code for a protein of 652 amino acids. The record is from RefSeq and is a predicted model, not a curated record. Lineage: Eukaryota; Fungi; Ascomycota; Dothideomycetes; Mycosphaerellales; Dissoconiaceae.